Messenger RNA from Ctenopharyngodon idella (grass carp), 921 nucleotides. RefSeq names its product potassium large conductance calcium-activated channel, subfamily M, beta member 2 (gene kcnmb2a). Bases 172 to 870 code for a protein of 232 amino acids. NCBI's taxonomy places the organism in Eukaryota, Metazoa, Chordata, Actinopteri, Cypriniformes, Xenocyprididae. The record is from RefSeq and is a predicted model, not a curated record. Gene Ontology annotation, cellular component: membrane; voltage-gated potassium channel complex. The transcript has 4 exons. Gene Ontology annotation, molecular function: calcium-activated potassium channel activity; potassium channel regulator activity. Gene Ontology annotation, biological process: detection of calcium ion; potassium ion transport.
CAAAUCAUUUACAAGAUGGAUAUUUUUAGAUUUGUAAUAUACAAACAGGCUUGUGCCGUAAGAGCAGUGACAGGUUUUCAGUGUGACAGAAUAUAAAAUCCAAUGAUUUCUCUGUUUUAAUUUUACAGAACUCAGAGAUCUUCCAGAUCCCACUGACAGGCAUCAGACAAGAUGUUCUUUGUGAAGGGAGUCAAAACAACACAAGUCACUCAACAAAGGGUAAUUUAUAAGAGAUUAUGGGGUUAUGAGCUAAAGGACAAAAAACGGACAGAAACAGCGCUGAAGGCCGGAGAGGACAGGGCCAUCCUGCUGGGUUUGGGCAUGGUGUUCAGCUCAGUCAUGAUGUACUUUGUGAUCUGUAUCACCAUGGUGCGCACGUAUGCAGACAGUGUAUUGACAGAUGAGACCACCUGUAUUGUGCUUAACUCCACUCUAACAAAGGAUAUCAAUUGUUCAUACAAUUGUGGCUCCGACUGCUGGCGAAGCUCUAAGUACCCCUGUCUACAGGUCUACGUCAGCCUGAAUGCCACCGGCCGAAUUGGGCUGCUUGUUCACAAUGAGGAGAUGCUGGACGUCAGUUCAGAGUGUUUUUAUGUGCCAAAAUGCCAGAAGGACCACAGCGCCCUCCGUGUUAUGGUCCAAAAUAUUUCAGAACAUCUGAAGACGCAGCAGCAGGUAACAUGUUACCACGACUCCAGCGAGCAUCAGGCCAGUAUCCUUCUGAACCGUCUGCAUGGCAGCAGUGCAGUUUUCCACUCUCUCUUCUGGCCCUCCUGCAUGUUAUCUGGAGGAACCCUCAUCAUACUCAUGGUCAAGCUCACUCAAUACCUUUCCAUACUGUGUGAACAAAUUGGCAAAGCACCAAAGUGAAAGGGGCACAGUGAUUGACAGACACAGUGAAGUGAAAGGAGGAGCUUUCAU